Molecule: messenger RNA, 419 nt
Organism: Diplodia corticola
Lineage: Eukaryota; Fungi; Ascomycota; Dothideomycetes; Botryosphaeriales; Botryosphaeriaceae
Exons: 5
Source: RefSeq, a predicted model, not a curated record
CCUUGUCGCUCUCACCUACCCUCCCUUGCACCCAUAAUCUGUUGCUUCCCGCGCCUCCGACCCGACUCCGCGUCUCGCUCUCCACACCCGUUGCGCCUGUAACUCAAUACUCGUCACCUUCGACUCACCACACUCCUCGUGAACCGGAAUCCAUCAUGUCGAACCAAGGAUACUACCAAGGGCCUCCGCCCCCCCAGCAGGCCUACUACCCUCAGCAAGGCUACCCUCAGCAGGGCUACCCGCAGGGCCCACCACCGCAGAUGCAAUACCCGCAACAACCCCAGACCGUCAUCGUGAAAGAAAAGAAGGACCGUGGCUGCCUGGGAACUUGUUUGGCAGUUCUUUGCUGCUGCUUCGUCUGUGAAGAGGGUUGCGAAUGCUGCGCAGAAUGCUGCGAAUGUGCCGAGGACUGCUGCUAA